This is a messenger RNA of Aplosporella prunicola CBS 121167, 1889 nucleotides long. RefSeq lists its product as uncharacterized. The record is from RefSeq and is a predicted model, not a curated record. NCBI's taxonomy places the organism in Eukaryota, Fungi, Ascomycota, Dothideomycetes, Botryosphaeriales, Aplosporellaceae. Bases 133 to 1770 code for a protein of 545 amino acids. The transcript is spliced from 2 exons.
GCCGCGGUUCGCGAGUGCGUACCUAGGUACUGGACUGCGUACUACGUCGUGCAGUGCAGGUGUACUGUACGUAUAUAAAGAGCAGGUAGGGCGGUUUUUCUGUCUACGAGCCGCCUACGUCGUUGGCUCGUCAUGUGGUGGGUUGGGCUGGCUUUGGUGGCGUGGUGGAGUGUUGGCGCUGCGGAUGCGGUGCCGAAUCCGCUGGACAAGAGCUUUGAUGAGGCAGUGGAGGAUGCGUUGAGCUUCUUUAAUGUGCCGGCGCUGUCGAUUGCCAUUGUGGAUGGGAACGAGACGUUUGCGAAGGGCUACGGGACCGCCGUCUUCCCUUCGACGCCUGCAACGGCCGACACGCUAUACUAUGUCGGCUCGACGACGAAAUCCUUCACUGCGGCCGCGAUGCUUCUCCUGAUAGAAGACUCGGCCAACAGCAGCAGCCCGCUCAGCCUGACGACGCCCGUCUCGGAACUGAUCCGCGCCGAGUUCGUCCUCCCAGACGAGUAUGCCACGCGCAAGGCCACGCUCGAGGACCUCCUCACGCACCGCACCGGCAUGCCGCGCCACGAAAUGUCCUACGGCGGCCCGCGGCAGCCGUCGCUCAAGCAGCUGGUCCGCAACCUGCGCCACCUGCCCAUGACGCGCGACCUGCGCGCCGAGUUCCAGUACUGCAACAUGAUGUACGGCGCGCUGUCGUACGUGAUCGAGCAGCUCGCGGGCACGUCGCUGGCCGACUUCUUCCGCCAGCGCAUCUGGGCCCCCCUCGGCAUGCACAACACGUUCCUCUCGCUCGCCGACGCCCAGCGCCACGCCAACGCUUCCCGACUGUCCCGCGGCUACGCCUUCGACAACGCGACACGCGCGUUCGUGCCGACGCCGUACAUGGACAGUCCCGUGGUCGCGGGCGCCGCCGCCGCCAUCAGCUCCGUCACCGACUUCGCGCGCUACCUGCGCGCCCUGCUCGCGCGGGACACGCGCUUCCUGACGCGGGCGAGCUACGGCGAGCUGCGGACGCCGCGCCUGCUCGCCCCCGAAACGGACCUCACGCCCGGGGCCGGGCCCUCGGCGCGCGCGGGCGGGGACUACGCCCCCUUCUCCGGGCCGGGGCUGUACGGGCUGGGCUGGAUGCAGCAGAACUACCGCAACGCGACGCUGGUGCACCACAGCGGCGGCGUGACGGGGUACGGCGCGCAGAUGGCGUACGUGCCCGCGCUGGGCUGGGGCGUCGCGCUCAUGGCGAACACGGAAGUGACGGGUUUCUUCGCGGCGACGGCACUGCUGUUCCGCUUGCUGGACGAGCGGCUCGGCGUCCCCCUGCACGAGCGCUUCGACUGGCAAGCCGAGUUCGCGCAGGCAUUGCAGCGCAAGCGGGACGCCGUGGCCCGGACGAAAGACGCGCUCUACCCCGGCGCUGCUAACGCUACGACGCCCUUUGCGCACGCGCACGCGCUCCCGCUGGCCGCGUACGCGGGCACGUACGCCAGCCCCGGCUACGGCAGCGUCGCGUUCGCCGUCUCGGACCGCGUGCAAGGGGGGCGCUUGCUCGCGAACGUGGAGGACCGCGUCUGGCCGCAUCAGAUUGAGCUGGAGCAUGUGGCGGGCGAGCACUUUGUCGCGUGGGCGAAUGCGUCCAAGGACUCGCCCAGCGCGCUGUUCCUGGGCUUGGCCAUGCGCGCUACCUUCCGCGUGGGUGGGGAUCGCGUGCCCGUCGAGCUGGGCUUGCAGUAUGAGGAGAAGAUGGGCGAUGAGUUGAUUUGGUUCCGUAGGGUCGAGUAGCUGAAGUGAGUAACUGGAAGGCAAAUAAAUCAUCUUCGCGCGGAGGUUGUUCUUGUAUAGCUAUGAGUCUAUAGUCAACCCGUUAGCUAGAUUAAAGCCAUUGUAGAUUCACUCCUGGC